Messenger RNA from Bipolaris maydis ATCC 48331, 312 nucleotides. RefSeq lists its product as uncharacterized. The record is from RefSeq and is a predicted model, not a curated record. Lineage: Eukaryota; Fungi; Ascomycota; Dothideomycetes; Pleosporales; Pleosporaceae. Gene Ontology annotation, molecular function: protein binding.
UCAAGAUGGGUAAAGUCAAUGUGGACGAGAAGGGUAUCAUUCAAUCCACAGCGCUCAUGUGUGCAGCAAGAACUGGACAGAUUGACACUGCUGGGAUACUAAUCAUUGGUGGAAAAGCUGAUGUCAAUGCCAAGGAUAUGUUUGGAAACACGGCGCUAAUGUAUGCAAUCUUAGGGUGGCGCAAUGAUCUGGUUGAAAGGCUGUAUGGUGUUGAUGCGGGGGACCGAAUAAAAUUCGAAACGUCAAAACCGGUGUCAUCAGAAGAGCGCCGGGACAUGGUAAAAUUACUGCUUACCAUUGGCAAAGCUGAUG